GGGCGCGGCCGCCGAGCACUUCGUCGAGUGGGUCGAGCUGCAGCGCGCCUUCGGCGUGCGCUCUAUUCUGCUCUACUUAAGCAAGGCGCCCGCGCCCGUGAUGGCGGCGGUGGACCGAUACAUGGCGGAGGGGCUGGUAGUACUCGUGCCGUUCCAGCUGCCCCCCGCGCCGCCCGCGCGUCUCGUGCCGUCUGUGUCCGCUGCCAAGCGCCGGCUGCUCCCGCUUAACGACUGCAUGUACCGCGCUCUGCAGCAGGGCCACUCCGCGCCCGCUUCGGCCUGGCUCGGCGCACUUACCACCUCCGAAAUACUAGUACCUGUCAGGGACGGCACGUGGAUGCGGCUGACGGCGCGAGUGGCAGCCGCGGCUGCGGCAGGCGCGCCCGACGCGCUGCGCGUGCACAGCUUCUGGGUGCCGCGGCUCGCGCAACGCGACCUAGCGCACGUCGCCGGCGGCACGCGCAUGCUGGCACGCACGUGGCGCGCGGCCGAGCCGUCCAACGACAGCGCGCUGGAGCGGGUGCUCUUCAAUGCGGCGAGCGUCGUGGCCGCGCUGCCCUCGCGGCCGCUGUGGUGCCUGGCGCGGGACGGCGGCGCGCGCGCCUGCCGCAGCCGGCGCGUGGCGGCGCACGAGGCGCGCGUGCUGCGCUUCGACGGCGCCUGCGCGCGGCCGGCGCCCGACUGCCGGCGCCUGGUGCGCGACGACGCGCUGGCGCCGUGGCGGGAAGCCGUCGCCGCGCACGUGGGCCGGGUCGUCGACGGCCUCGGCGGCGAGGGCCUCCUCGUGCCCGAUGGCAGGAACUGA
Molecule: messenger RNA, 805 nt
Organism: Hyposmocoma kahamanoa
Lineage: Eukaryota; Metazoa; Arthropoda; Insecta; Lepidoptera; Cosmopterigidae
Exons: 4
Coding region: 101-805 (234 amino acids)
Source: RefSeq, a predicted model, not a curated record